This is a messenger RNA of Homo sapiens (human), 2878 nucleotides long. RefSeq names its product cytochrome P450 family 26 subfamily C member 1 (gene CYP26C1). The record is from RefSeq and is marked reviewed. Bases 467 to 2035 code for a protein of 522 amino acids. Gene Ontology annotation, cellular component: membrane. Gene Ontology annotation, biological process: retinoic acid catabolic process. Lineage: Eukaryota; Metazoa; Chordata; Mammalia; Primates; Hominidae. The transcript has 6 exons. Gene Ontology annotation, molecular function: monooxygenase activity; oxidoreductase activity, acting on paired donors, with incorporation or reduction of molecular oxygen, reduced flavin or flavoprotein as one donor, and incorporation of one atom of oxygen; iron ion binding.
AGGGUUAAACGACUGGAGGAGGGACAGGUGGGGCGGGGGUCUGCAGACCAGGUUGGCAACACUGGUGAGUUGCUCUUCUUUCGCCCUCCUUCCCUUCUUCUAUCCAAAGGGUGCUGAGCCCGGGAGGAGGUGGGAGGUGCCCCGCGGAGCCGGGAGUGAGCGUUCCCGAGGCAGCAGGCACCUUCGAGAGGGACUGGCAUUUGGGCCCAGGAGCCAGGAAAAAGUCCUGAGCGUGCCGGCCUCGAGGAAGGCACGUUCCCUAAGGGCGCACGGUCACUGCAGUCUUUCACCGUCCGUCUGUUUUUAGAACAGAGUUCUGGCCUGAGCUUAUAAAUCUCGGGCUUUGCCCCCAAACCCCAGGCCUUUUGCGGACGGAACAGGUGAGCACUGCGCACUGCUCGCGCCCCGGUUCUUGCGUCCCCUGCUCUCCCUGCGCUCUGAGCGGCCUGGCCCCCGCGGGCUCAUCAUGUUCCCUUGGGGGCUGAGCUGCCUGUCAGUGCUGGGGGCGGCGGGCACUGCUCUCCUGUGCGCGGGCCUGCUGCUCAGCCUGGCCCAGCACCUCUGGACCCUCCGCUGGAUGCUGAGCCGGGACCGGGCCUCCACCCUGCCUCUGCCCAAGGGCUCCAUGGGGUGGCCCUUCUUCGGCGAAACGCUGCACUGGUUAGUUCAGGGCUCGCGCUUCCACAGUUCUCGCCGAGAGCGCUAUGGGACAGUGUUCAAGACGCACCUGCUGGGCAGGCCAGUGAUCCGCGUGAGCGGCGCGGAGAACGUGCGCACCAUCCUGCUGGGCGAGCACCGCCUGGUGCGCAGCCAGUGGCCGCAGAGUGCGCACAUCCUGCUGGGCUCGCACACACUGCUAGGUGCGGUCGGCGAGCCGCACCGGCGGCGGCGCAAGGUCCUGGCGCGCGUGUUCAGCCGCGCCGCGCUGGAGCGCUACGUGCCGCGCCUGCAGGGGGCGCUGCGGCAUGAGGUGCGCUCCUGGUGCGCGGCGGGCGGGCCGGUCUCAGUCUACGACGCCUCCAAAGCGCUCACCUUCCGCAUGGCCGCGCGCAUCCUGCUGGGGUUGCGGCUGGACGAGGCGCAGUGCGCCACGCUGGCCCGGACCUUCGAGCAGCUCGUGGAGAACCUCUUCUCACUGCCUCUGGACGUUCCCUUCAGUGGCCUACGCAAGGGCAUCCGGGCAAGGGACCAGCUGCAUCGGCACCUGGAGGGGGCCAUUUCUGAGAAGCUUCACGAGGACAAGGCUGCAGAGCCGGGUGAUGCCCUCGACCUAAUCAUUCACAGUGCAAGGGAGCUGGGCCAUGAGCCCUCCAUGCAGGAGCUGAAGGAGUCGGCUGUGGAGCUCCUCUUCGCCGCCUUCUUCACCACGGCCAGUGCCAGCACCUCGCUCGUCCUGCUGCUACUGCAGCAUCCGGCGGCCAUCGCCAAGAUUCGGGAGGAGCUGGUGGCGCAGGGGCUGGGGCGCGCGUGCGGCUGCGCGCCCGGGGCCGCUGGGGGCAGCGAGGGGCCCCCGCCCGACUGCGGCUGCGAGCCCGACCUCAGCCUCGCGGCGCUGGGCCGUCUGCGCUACGUCGACUGCGUGGUCAAGGAGGUGCUGCGCCUCCUGCCGCCAGUGUCCGGGGGCUACCGCACCGCCCUGCGCACCUUCGAGCUCGACGGCUACCAGAUCCCCAAGGGCUGGAGCGUGAUGUAUAGCAUCCGGGACACGCACGAGACGGCUGCGGUGUACCGCAGCCCUCCCGAAGGCUUCGAUCCAGAGCGCUUCGGCGCAGCGCGCGAAGAUUCCCGGGGCGCCUCCAGCCGCUUCCAUUACAUCCCGUUCGGCGGCGGUGCGCGCAGCUGCCUCGGCCAGGAGCUGGCGCAAGCCGUGCUCCAGCUGCUAGCUGUGGAGCUAGUGCGCACCGCGCGCUGGGAACUGGCCACACCCGCCUUCCCCGCCAUGCAGACGGUGCCCAUCGUGCACCCAGUGGACGGGCUGCGGCUCUUUUUCCACCCCCUCACGCCUUCGGUUGCGGGGAAUGGGCUAUGCCUCUGACAUGCUUGCGCUCUAGGACACGGCUUGGCCGGUGGCUAUGGCGCGCACGCAGCGCCACCCAUCUGCCGCUCCCCAUUGUAGCGUCGCGCGCCCACUCUUUCACUCGUUCAACAAUCUUUCAACAAAUGUUCGCCAAACGCGGAUGUGUGCCGGACUCGAGGAAGGAGGAGGGCGAGCCACCGCUGCCGCGCCAGAGAAGCAUCUAAGCCCAUGGGAAGAUGCCUUCUGCGCUCCGCGCCCAGAGGAAGGAAAAUGUCGUGGGCCAAGCAGGAAUGGAGGGAAUAGAUAGAUCCCCACGAGGUGCUGCUUGGCUUCCCCUUCCCGAGCCAAUCCAGGGAGGGUGCAUGGAUGGGGGAAGGCGAGGUAGGGGUGGCAGGGGAGUGGGAAUAUUGCAACUCGGGGACAUUGCAGAGACCCGACGCACGCGGUGGGACCUGCAACCCUUGUAAGGAAGCGGGCACGCCGUGGGCGCAACCCUGGCCUGGCUUUGGGCCAUAGAAAAAACACGCAGAGGAUGCCUGACGGAAGGCCCUCUGGCAGCUGGCGUCUGGCUUCGUGCGCCUUGGCCACUCUGCCGGUCUCGGCGGAAACUAGCAACUGUGGGCACUUCCAGGCUCGAAAGGGCUCAAGGUCACCGGAUUCUGCUGGCCACUUCUUAAAAGGAAAAAUUCCUACCUUAAGAAGGCAUUUACUCUUGUCAUGUAUACAGAGGAGAAUAGGCACACCAACACGUCUCCAACGCUGGAUUAUUUUCAUGGGAGGUUGAGACAUAAUUAGAGAGGUUUGAGAUAUUUGUACCAAAAAUAGGAAGGCCAAGAAAUAAAGUGUCUUGGGAGCGGUUGA